GUUAAGGCAAAAAUAACUUUUGAAGAUGCUAUUAAAAGUAGAGCCGACAAAGAUGAACUUGACGCAACGAACAAAGUUUUGAAAUCUCAUAAACACAAUAUCUCCGAUAUAAAUGAACUUCAAGCUACAUUAAAUAGUAAAGCCGACAAAAAUCAUACACAUAAAUCCUUCACUACUGUUAGAGCAGACGACAUAAUAUUGAACUAUGAUUUGGGUUCAAGUGCACCUUUAGAGAAUCCGAGUACAAGCGUAAAAGAUACUCUUAACAAUUUAGAUAAGAGUUGUAGGAAUAUCGAAGAUCAUGCCAGAAACUUUGAAGCAUAUGAACUACCAUCAAUGUUAGACAGUAAAGCCGACAAAAAUCAUACACAUAAAUCCUUCACUACUGUUAGAGCAGACGACAUAAUAUUGAACUAUGAUUUGGGUUCAAGUGCACCUUUAGAGAAUCCGAGUACAAGCGUAAAAGAUACUCUUAACAAUUUAGAUAAGAGUUGUAGGAAUAUCGAAGAUCAUGCCAGAAACUUUGAAGCAUAUGAACUACCCGCAAUGCUAGACAAGAAAGCAGACAAAACAGAGCUUCAAACAUUAAAGACUCAGAUUCUUGAAACAUUAUAUCCUAUAGGCUCUAUUUAUACGUCAAUGAACUCAACAAAUCCUUCAAAAGUUUUAGGUUUUGGUGCGUGGGAACAGAUUGUAGACAAAUUCUUAUACUGUGCUAACUCUUCAAAGGAAACAGGAGGUUCAAAGAAAAUUACUGAAGCAAACCUUCCACCGCACACUCAUACAGGAACUACAAACUUUUCUGGUGACCAUAGUCACUCAUUAAGAGACCAUCCAUUAUACAACUCAGAAUAUUAUGCUGGCAAUGAUGUUUUAUCUCCAUCUUAUAACAAUUCAGCAAAAAAGACUUUUCGACCAACUGAACCAGGAGGAAAUCAUGUCCAUACUUUCACAACAAAUCCAACAGGCUCGGGUGCAGAUUACAUGCCACCAUUUGUGACUGUAUUUGCAUGGUACCGCGUUCAAUGA
Messenger RNA from Trichomonas vaginalis G3, 1029 nucleotides. RefSeq names its product keratin-associated protein family. NCBI's taxonomy places the organism in Eukaryota, Parabasalia, Trichomonadida, Trichomonadidae. The annotation marks the transcript as partial. The record is from RefSeq and is a predicted model, not a curated record. The transcript has a single exon.